CUCAUCCUAAUCACUAGUCUCAAAUUCAAGCAUGAAGUUUUGGGGCAAACUGAAGGGAAAGGCCAAACUGGUUUGGGAUAAUAUGACCAUUGAACCAGCCGUGUUCUUCAUAUUCUUUUCCCAAGGGUUGGACGGCAUUUCCGAAGAGCAGCUAUUGAUCGUCAAGACUUGCCUCAACGAUUUCGAUUUUGGGCCCGAAGUGUGCGACGACCUUCUGUCAGAGAACAAUACCGCCAUUAAUAGUGAGGUCCAGAAUCAGGUGUCUGAUUUUAAGGUGUGGCAAACAUUGGCCAAGAACAUUUUCCCGUUAUUCUUUGCCUUCUACAUUGGAUCCUGGUGCGACUUGUUUGGCCGUAAAGUUGUCAUGUACACCUACUUGAUUUUCCAACUCAUCGCUCAAGGCCUUUUGGUGCUCAAUUCGGCCUUUAUGAGCUGGCCCAAGGAGAUUCUCCUCACUGGACCCUUGUUAACAGGGCUUGUGGGCGGUUACAGUGUCUUCAAUUUGGCCAACGCAGCCUUCAUCUCCGAUGUUUCAAAACCGGAGCAUCGGGCUUUUCGAUUGGGAUUAAUCCACAUUGCUUCAUCGAUUCCAAGACCAUUUGUCGGACCUAUUGGGGCGUGGCUCUUGCGGGAGGGUGGAUUUGUUUGUGUUACCAGUGCAUCUUUUGUGGGUAUCUUCCUCAGCCUAAUCCUGCUCUACUUUAACUUGAGACGUUUUGAUUGGCAACCACCCAAGAAGGAAUUUCAACUGAAUGUGUUCAGCUGUCGUCAUCCUCAAGCAUCUGUAAAGGCACUGGUGAAGAGACGCCCAGGAUCUCGAAGGCUGUAUCUGUUCCUGGUCAUGAUCACCAUUGCUAUGAUCAUCUCGCCUUUCUCCGGUGAAGGCCAAGUCCAAUAUCUGUUUGUCCGAACCAAGUUUGGUUGGGGUGUAGAUGAGUUCAGCAACUACCGCUCGUUCGAUUCUACCAUAGGAAUCUUAGGCGAGAUUUUUUGCAUUCCCGUUUUCGCAUGCCUGAAAAUGAACGAAAGUGUCGUGUUCCUAAUUGUCACCCUCUCGCCAUUCCUCAGGCAUCUGGUCCAAGGGGUGUCAGUUUAUGCUUGGAUGUACUAUUUAGGUGCUAUUUUCGAUUUGAUUGGACGUUAUUCCACGUCCGUGGGAAAGGCUAUGAUAUCGGCCUGUGUUCCUUUGACUGAGUUUGGCAAGAUCUUGGCGUUCAUCACGGUCUUAGAUUCUAUCAUUCCAAUGAUCAUUGCUCCAAUUUAUUCGGCAUUGUGGAAGAGUACGGAGUCCACUUAUCCCGGAACAGUAUUCUUAUUAUCAGCUGGUCUCACUCUGGUCUCCGUAAUUUGUGCUGCGACAAUCUUGAUUCAUUCCAAAUGUGAAAGAUUUUGCCAAAAAUCGACCGAGGCCGAAAAUGAAGAAGGGCAAAAAAGUACAGGAGAGGAAAUGAAACCCAAACCUCUAGAGGCUUGGACCUUCGAGACCUAUUGGCUAACUCCUUUAUAAAUAUCACUGACUUAUAAAAGACCACCAACAAGCUCAUCACUUAUUGUACGUCGAAUCAAAAUAUCAAUCUCUGACUGGAGUUGUUGGCUCAGAGCAAAUGGCUUACAUGCAUAUACACACGGGGGCCAAGUGAUUACGUCAAGGGGCCAUUCAGUUUUCCGCUCUUUUGUUUCACUUCCCAACAUUUUCCCUAAAUUCAAAGGAUGGACUCCAAUUGAAAAAAAGCCAUUUCAAUGAUAGAUAACAUAAUGAGGCCAUAAAGGUUGAUAAUAGAACAUUUGAAUGUCUUUUCCAGAUUCUCUCAAAAACUAAGACUAAAUAGCAAAGAAAAAAACAUCACCAUGGUGAAGUGCUAGAAGGGGAUGCCGUGGUAGUAGGUUUGACUGAACCAAGAUUUCAC
Molecule: messenger RNA, 1907 nt
Organism: Tigriopus californicus
Lineage: Eukaryota; Metazoa; Arthropoda; Copepoda; Harpacticoida; Harpacticidae
Product: lysosomal proton-coupled steroid conjugate and bile acid symporter SLC46A3-like
Exons: 6
Coding region: 32-1507 (491 amino acids)
Biological process (GO): transmembrane transport
Cellular component (GO): membrane
Molecular function (GO): transmembrane transporter activity
Source: RefSeq, a predicted model, not a curated record